GCGAUGACGGCAACUACUAGCCGCCGUGCUGAGAUGAGGAGGACGCUGUCCAAAGCCGAUGUCUGCGCGGUGUGCCUCGAUGAGGUCCGGGAGAGGCAUCAGCGGGUGACGAGGCUGCCGUGCUCCCACAGGUUCUCCCCAGAUAAUUUGAGCAUUCUCUAGAAGUGGUCAGAGAGAGAUAAAAUUAUCUGAUUACGAGUUGGGUCUUGAGGACAUAUGCCUUGUUUGGUGACAUUUCAGCACUCGAGGGCGCAACGUACAACAGUAACAGCCACAGCUCUUCUACAUGCUGCUGCAAAAUUUGUGCAGCGAGCAAAAGAAUGGUUAUUAUCUUCACCCGCUGGUAGUAUCAACUCUUAGGAUAACAUGAAAGAAGCCUUUAUUCAAAAAGAUACUAUCCAGUUGUCAAGAAUUUACAACAUAGGAAUAAGAGCAUCUCUAGCCGCGUCCCUCAAAGCCUUCUCCAAAGGGAUUUGGGCGCGCCGGACAAAAAAACGUUCCCAACCACGCGUCUCAAAGCCUCUUUUUGUCCGGCACGGCCCGAUAGGUGUCCGGUGUCCCGAUCCCGUCCCCGCCCCACAGGGGACGCUCCGGGCACGCCAGACACAACGAAAAGCGAGGCGAUGCAUGGCGGGACCGACGCGUUAGCGGCUCGGAAGUCUAAAACCCCGUCGCCUACCUUUGGUCAAGCGACGUUAAUGACGUCCCAGAUUUUCCAGGUGACGCAGGGACGCGUCUCGUCGUGCAUGGCCGCGUGGCCGUCCGCGCCAAUGUUUAUUGCGUCCAACGACCCGCUGCCGCUUUGCCUGCCGCCGCUGGACUUUAAGAGUGCCCUGCGGUUCUUGUUCAUCCUAAUCUCUCGUCCCAAAUCUUCUCCUCGCCGCUCCCAAAUCUUCUCCUCGCCGCUCCAAACUCUACCCAAUGUCGUCGUCCUCUCGCAAGAUCGCCACGACGAACAACUUCGGCCGCGGUAGCCUCACCGUGGUGGAGGCGUGUGCGUUGUACCGCGCGGAAUUUAUCCCAUCCCACCGGACAUGCGCCUGCCAAGCAGCGGCGGUUGGAGGAUGGCCUUCAAUGGCAUAGGGAUCCCGCCGCCGCCAGGCUCAGAGCGUUGGAGGGACUCCAUCAGGGCCCGACGGUCUGCACUCGACGCCGACGAGCGGGCCGAUCCGACCUGGGCGGCCACCGGCAACGAUGCCUGGUGGGUCGCCUACUUCCAGGCGCAGUACGACAUGGAGAUGAACAUCACCACCGGCCUCGUCGGCCGGCCGAACAGCUGGAACAAGGAUGGGCGUGUCCUCUUCUGGGGCGUUCCGGGGCGCACCCUGGAGAACGUCAUCGACGGCAUCCACAACGGCGCUCCAAGGUUGGAGACGCCGUCCUCACCGCUACCAUCUCCCGCAGCGCGCUGGCAGCCGAGGAGGAAGUACUCGUCCUCCUCCAAGUCUUCCUCAUCAGGGCUGGCCCGAUCGACGCCGUCCUCGUCGCACCGCGCCGCGCCCUACACCGUCCCCAAGCGCGAGGUGAAGGAGGAGCCAGAUGUCAAUCCGAGGGGCGGCGGCAGCGGCAGCCGGCAGCAGCAAAGGCGCAGUGCCACCCUCCUCAUCCCAAAGCCGGAGGUGAAGGAGGAGCAGGACGACGAGGCAGCGGGGAAGGCGGCGCUGCUGGCACAGUACGAGCGGCAGCAGGGACUCAUCGCGAGCAGCGACGACCCCGAGGACUGCCCAGGGCUGCGAGCGGGGUUCUUGGCGUCGCUGAACGACAAGGACGCCUGGAGGGGCGACCGCGACACGGCGAUCGCCAUUUCCAUCCGCGACAUCGGCAAGCCGCUCGCGGACCUCACCGACGACGGCGAGGCUGGACCAAGCGGCCUGGUGAAGGAUGAGCCCAUCGACGAGCCCGACGAGCGCGUCAAGCAGGAGGUCGUCACUGACGACAUGUACAACUUCCACCAGUACUACGACGCUUCGGCCGCCACAAGUACUUCUAGAUUAGGGUUUAGUUUAAAUUUAAUCAAACUUCGUUUGAAUCUAUGUAAUAUAGCAAGUUUGAAUGAAUUCGCUUAA
Messenger RNA from Lolium perenne, 2066 nucleotides. The record is from RefSeq and is a predicted model, not a curated record. Lineage: Eukaryota; Viridiplantae; Streptophyta; Magnoliopsida; Poales; Poaceae.